AUGUCGACAUCGAAGCUAGCGCUCAAAGGCUCUUCCAAAAUAGUAGCAGACUACUUUGAAUUCGCAAUAAAUAGUAUCCUAUUCCAGCGAGGAAUAUACCCUGUUGAAGAUUUCAUAACUGUGCGAAAAUAUGAUUUACCAAUGCUUGUUAAUAACGAUGAGGAUGUGAAGAACUACAUACUGAACAUAAUGCAACAAUUGAAGAAAUGGAUAUACGGCCGUAAGAUUACUAAACUUAUUGUUGUUAUCUUAUCCAAAAAUUCUGGUGAAAAUAUCGAAAGAUGGGAAUUUAAUAUAGAAGCAAAGAUGGAUGACCAAGACACGAGGGAGCGAAGCGAGCUAGUGGAACAGUAUGUAGUAUCAACAGGGCAGAGCAAGAGUAAAGAGGAAAUACAAAAGCAGAGCAAGAGUAAAGAGGAAAGGCAGGAGCAGAGCAAGAGUAAAGAGGAAAUACAAAAGGAAAUCAGGGCGAUUAUUCGUCAAAUCACGUCAUCUGUAAGUUACUUGCCUGUAUUGAAAGACGACGACUAUACUUUCAAUGUCUUGGUAUACACCGAUCCCAAAACUAGUAUUCCGAUACAAUGGUGUGAUACAAAUGGAGAUGGCAGGACUCUAGAAGGCGAUAAUGUGGAUCAAAUUGAUUUUGCAAGUUUCAGCACCGACAAACAUAAAGUGAAUACUUCAGUUAGCUAUAAAUUUGGAUAA
This is a messenger RNA of Lodderomyces oxycetoniae, 705 nucleotides long. It is a transcript of the gene MAD2, whose product is annotated as spindle checkpoint protein. The record is from RefSeq and is a predicted model, not a curated record. The coding region runs from base 1 to 705 and encodes 234 amino acids. Gene Ontology annotation, biological process: mitotic spindle assembly checkpoint signaling. NCBI's taxonomy places the organism in Eukaryota, Fungi, Ascomycota, Pichiomycetes, Serinales, Debaryomycetaceae. The transcript has a single exon. Gene Ontology annotation, cellular component: kinetochore; cytoplasm; nucleoplasm.